CCAGGCAGUUCUCUGACUUUGCAAAAGCAGUUCUAUUUUUUUAGAUAGGGACAAUUUCUGAACAAAUGCAACCUCUACCUUAAGGCAGAUUAAGGGUAGGCAUGUAGGGCUGUGGGGCAGUGGGAGGCUUGGCUAAUUGUCUUCUUUGUUGUUUUUUGCCCAGUGUUGACUUUCUCCCUUGAAAAAUCAAUAGGAACGCUUUCCUUUCCGUCACAGGUGGCAAAGUGGGAGAGAGGGGCACACUUUGGCCUGAAAUUAAUUGCAUCUCUGCUGUUUCAAGUUCUAGGAAUGUGUGUGUGUGUGUGUGUGUGUGUGUUAGAGUGAGUGUGUGUGGGUGAGAUCCUGGUGGAGAAAGCUUAUCAGUGUGACACAGCCCACAGCCCACUGCCCCUCCCAUUCCUACUCUUGUUCAAAACUGCCAACGAAGCUCAAACUUGCAAAUACCUCUCCGAUCAGAUGCCCCUGAGCAGGCCUCCCACAGCAGACAGGCAUUCAAGUUGGGAAAUGUUGGUCUGGACUCAGAAGGCUGGGACCGGCCGACCUUUUGGGUCCUGCCUGUGCUAGGCAUGGAUUUGGGACGCUACCUGUGCAAAUUCAGACAUGGGUCUCUGGGAUCCUGUGCAGAACCGGCAAAGCCCAGCUGUUGAUGCAAAUAUUUCUCAAGAAAAUUGGAUGACCCAAGAGAUCCCUAUCACUGAGGAACAUCUUCCACAAACUGAAGACAGCAUCUAUGAAAUCUCUCUUCCGAAAAUGAAGUCCAGCACCAGGGACAUUCCCUUCAAUUCCCCCCAGAACACAGAACUCAAUUAUGAAGAUCAACAUGAGCAGAGUGGUCAAACAGUGGUCUUACAACAAGAAAUGAGACCUGAGGGCAAAGAAAGUGAGAUUUUUGACUUGGGUCAACCUGAGUUGAAGGUUGAAAAUGGAUGGAAGAUGUUAGAUCCCACAGAAGAUCGAUCCUGGCGCGUGAUGACCAAAUCUAUAAAUGGAAGGACAGAUCACUGGACGCCAUCCCCAGACAGAGAAUCCAAGUUGGAAGUGCUCAGAUCUGGCUCACACUAUGCCAUCCGGGCUUACAAAGGGGAGAAGAAACCUUCCAGACUCUAUGAAGAAGAUGAGGAAGAGUUGCGGUAUCAGGUUCCCUCCCAGGAUGUCUCACCAGAAAUAACCAAAGAACUGGAAGAUGAACGGCAGGAGAUUAUCAGGAGACAAGUUGUGAGAAAAAGCAACACAAUGGCAGAAAAAUGGAGCUCUACGAAUGAGUUAGAAGCCAUCGACACGUCCUCUCUUGGAAAGGUUGCAGUAGAACCCAAAAAGGACAAUCUCACUAGCUUUGCUCUUUGUUUUGACAAUCCUUCCCCGGAUUGGGCAAUCAUCCCCAUUGAUCCUGAAAACAUAGACACAGAACAGAUAAAUUUUGCAGCUGCCCGACAGCAGUUUCUCACACUGGAGAAGACUAAUCCAAAGAUGUUGUUGGAACCCAAGAGACACGUUCCUUCUCCAAAGGAACUGAAGGCAACAAGCCACACCUAUGGGCGCAAAGAACCCCAGAAUCCUGAAAUGCCGAGGAAUGAUAAGGAGUUGGGUGAGUCCAGCCAGAGACAAUUGAGAGAAAACUCAAUAGGAGGAGACCUUCUCAUUCUCCCCCAGAGAGAAGCCCGUUCUUAUUUCGAGACUAAUUUCGUUUCUGCAGAAAAGAUGCCCUCUGGUUUGGAGGUUGACAUGAGUUUCCAAGGGAAUGUUAAUGAGAGGACAUUCAACAAAGAAUCAGGAAAUCCUCUGGCCAGAGGCCAAGAUCCUGCAAAAGAGCCAGAAGUUAUGAACGAGACCCCCAUUGAGCGGGAGAUCAGAUUGGCCAUGGAGAGGGAAGAGAACCUUUGGAAGGAGAGGGGCAUCCAGCGAAUCAGUACCAGAGAUGACCUGGUGGAGAUCCGCUCCAAGCUGCUCCUCUCCUCCCCGGUCUCUUCCUCAACUUCCUCCAGGAAAGGGAAGGAUAAACCUCACACUUCCUUUUAUGUCCUGAGGGAGAUUGAGCAGGAAGCCAAGCGUGAGGAGGACCUGCAAAAGGAAGGGAGGUUGCUGGGAAUGUAUGACCGAGGGCUUCGCCAAGAGCUUGCAGAACGUCGAAAAGUUUUUGAGCGGGAGGAGGAAGAGGUUCCCCUGCCUCCUCUGGGCAAGCAAAAGAAACAGGGGGAGCUGCUGGAGACCCUCCACGGAAACUCUGCAACACUCUGUCGCAAUGUUGUCCCACCCGGAGAGGACAGAGAAAGAACUGCAAGCCAGAAUGUGAACUACAGCUCGGAGAUCCAUCGGCCCUCUUCAGUUCCAGCUUUUGGCAAGAAAACCCCAGGAAAUGAGCCAUCCUUAAAAACGUACCCCACUGAUUCUUGCGCGAAGAUGGAUCUCCCUAGCCGGUGUCCUCCCUGUAACCGAGAUUUGAAAGCUCCAAGAGACAAGUUCGUGUUAAAGAAGCAACAUUUUGCCAUUCCGGUUCGCAAAUUACAGUUCUCUUUUCCUGAAGAUCAGGGACCCCGAAGCCUUCAGAGAAAAGAGCACCACCCUCAGAAACCAGCUCCACGAGAGGAGCUUUAUACUCUGAAGACAUGGCGGCCCCGGACGUCCAUCCUGAUUGACCAGGAGAUCCAGGAUGCUUUGCAAAGAGAACUGGAACUUCAAGAGCAGAGGAGAAAAAUCAGUCUGACGGCACAGGAGCUCCCAAGUUCACAGGUGUCAUCCCAAAGUUCAGCUGCAUCAGGAGAUGAUGGCAGGUACUCUGUCUCCUCUUCACCUGUUUUUGUUCCUAAUUCUCCUGUGAGAUUGCCUACUUCACCCAUCCUGUAUCGACCCGGUUUGACAACAAACUCCCCUGAAUCAAGUUUCGGAAAGUGCCAGAGUCCAAUACAAUGCAGGAUAAGACCAAAGGAAGAUGGGAAGUAUGCUGGUAUUGAACUCAACGAUGAGAUUGACACUGAGGUUGUGGAAUCCGUCAAGCCGAUCUGCCGGAGGGGCGCCCUGGCUCAACUUUGGGAAACGGGGCAGAUCCGGAACAUAGACGAUGACAGUGACUGAUGAAACCAUCCCCCGUUGUGUUAUGCCGUUCAAGCAAGGAAUCAGAUCCGCCAAAACAACUACGGGCAGGAUGCCAGCGGAGCUUUCUUCUGCAUUUGACACGUUGAAAACUCCCCUUCUCUUUUAAUUUAAUUCAGCGAUCCAAUCUUUCUGAAUGACCUACAUUCAAUCACAGAACUGUGUUUUCAAUUCUAAGAAGUUGCCCAUGGCACGGUAUGAUCUGAUUUUGCCAACAGUUUCUGGAGUACCCAUUUCUGCCUCAAGCCUGCUACCGGAUUUGGCACCUGCCUGAAGACUCAGGUCGCCUGAAACCCAGAGAAAAGCUUUGUAAAAUCAGAGAAUAUGACUGCCAAGCAAUAUUUUAAUCUCUGUACUUUUCAGUGAAGCACUGACUGGUGGAAAAUAAAAAAGGUGGCAAGAAGAAACCAAUCAACCAACAUUGAAAUGAAUUGCUCAGCUUCUGAUGCAUGGACUUCCUCACCUCUUAAAUUUUAACUUCUUAGGAAUAUUUCAAUAGUUGGACAUUGGGCAAUUAGGUUGCAUCUCUGUGUUUAUGUUUCUGGGCAUAUUGUGUCUUGAUUUAUUGAGAGCACUAAAAUUCCCAGUUGGAAAGAAUAUACCAAUGCAUUUAGAAAGUACAAGUUAAGGAAGAUUAGUUUACAGGCAGGCAAGCAUGUGUCAAAUUAACUUUGUUCUGCUUUACCAAUUAUGCCCUCUUAAUUUAUGGUUCAGUGUAUUGUGCAACUCUCCAAAAAUGGAUUAAGCAGGUAACAUGAAGACAGGAUUGUACGAAGCUGUGUGCAUUAGCAGCCGCAGCUGAAAGUUUCAAAGAGAAUCCUUGUUUCUUUGCAAGGAAAAAUAUAGCCAUGGACCUCCUGCAUUUUGUAUAUUAUUAUAGUGCUUCCCAAUAGAGAGUGCCUAACCUUUUCUGUCUAAAGACAUUCUGCAGCUCUUCCCAUUCUGUCAACAGAUUUUCUGUCUUAAGAAAAAAGACUGAAAAGUUAGAAGGAUUAUAAACAAAGAUGACUUUGCCUACUUAUGCAAUAAUUUUGUCUCCAUUAUGGUUUUAUGAGAAGUCCAGGGCAUUCCCCCCACCCCCCAUUUGUUAUCCUUUUCCCAUGGCUUCUUCCAUCUCUUUUCUUGCCUCAUAAACAAAAUGUUAAUGUGGAGAAAAUGGGAUUGUAGCAAAAAGGAAGUCAACAAAAUUGAGAGACUUAGGUUAAACAGAUUUAACCUAGCAUUAAGUUGUUCAUCCAGGAGGAACGUAACAUUCUCCCAAGUGGAUAAACAUAAGAAAAACUAUCUGUGUACUUUUGUGGGAUCAACUACAUUUUCUUUCUUCUUUUCUUGGAUUUAUUCACCAAAAUGACCAUCCUUGUUCAGUUUACAGAGUCCGAGUACACCCAGCUAAGAUUUCACCCUGAAAUCUUAGAUGGUCUUUCCUCGAAAACAAAUUAUAAAUCACUGAAUUAGUGAUCCCCCUUUAAAAAAUGCCAACUAAAUUAAGUAUCUUGGAGGCUGAACUCUUAACCUUAACUCCUCUCUACUAGCACAUGCCCUUUUCCCCCCAACCAAAAUAAAAUAUCAGCCUGCUACAGCUUU
Messenger RNA from Thamnophis elegans (Western terrestrial garter snake), 4671 nucleotides. It is a transcript of the gene MISP, whose product is annotated as mitotic spindle positioning. Bases 601 to 3069 code for a protein of 822 amino acids. The transcript has 5 exons. The record is from RefSeq and is a predicted model, not a curated record. Lineage: Eukaryota; Metazoa; Chordata; Lepidosauria; Squamata; Natricidae.